GCCAAUGGGUGCAGCCUAAAAAAUGGUGGCAUUUUGCAUACUUGUGCCUUAAGGCCUAUGUAUAUCUAUGGGGAUAAAAGUCCAUUCAUUUCUGUCCAAAUGGUCAGGGCCCUCAAAAAUAAUGGUAUUCUGGGUGUUACUGGAAAAUUCUCUAUAGCCAACCCAGUGUAUGUAGGCAAUGCAGCCUGGGCACACAUUCUGGCUGCCAGAGGCCUACGAGAUCCCAAGAAGUCACCAAGCAUCCAAGGUCAGUUCUACUACAUCUCAGAUGACACCCCUCACCAAAGCUAUGAUGAUUUAAACUUUGCUGUGAGCAAGGACUGGGGCUUCCACGUUGAUUCCAGUUGGAGCCUUCCUCUGCCCCUGCUCUACUGGCUUGCUUUCCUGUUGGAAACUGUGAGCUUCCUGCUGCGUCCAAUCUACAACUUCCGGCCUCCAUUUAACCGCCACUUGGUCACACUGUCAAAUAGUGUGUUCACCUUCUCCUACAAGAAAGCUCAGCGAGAUCUGGGCUAUGAGCCACCUGUCAGCUGGGAGGAAGCCAGACAGAAAACUUCACAGUGGAUCGGGUCACUAGUGGAGCAGCACAAAGGGACACUGAACACAAAGACUCAGUGAUGUGACCAUGGCAGGGACGUGGCCCUGGGUGCUGUCAGUUGGUAGUUGCCAGGUCCUCCAGAAGGGACAGAGGCACAACCCAGGUCCUGCUGCCUCCCUUUGACACACAAACCAACUUGGUGUCUUCCUCAAGUCUCCAGAUGCUUUGCCAGUCACUGGCCCUGACACAAGCUUUCUUCCCUCAGCACCUGCCCAGCAACACAGGGUUGCUGUGUCUUGGCUCCUAGUUCCAAACUCUCAGCACCUCUUGUACCUUAGAGGUCUCUUCACUGGUUUCAUCUCCUCACUAAAUGCAUUUCUCAUCUCUGAAAAAUUCCCAUUGCUCUCUGAAGCUCAAUCAAAGGAUCAAUAAAUACUGAUUAGUACAUCAUCUGCA
Molecule: messenger RNA, 994 nt
Organism: Peromyscus leucopus (white-footed mouse)
Lineage: Eukaryota; Metazoa; Chordata; Mammalia; Rodentia; Cricetidae
Product: 3 beta-hydroxysteroid dehydrogenase/Delta 5-->4-isomerase type 1
Exons: 1
Biological process (GO): steroid biosynthetic process
Molecular function (GO): 3-beta-hydroxy-Delta5-steroid dehydrogenase (NAD+) activity
Source: RefSeq, a predicted model, not a curated record